Messenger RNA from Encephalitozoon cuniculi GB-M1, 2127 nucleotides. RefSeq lists its product as uncharacterized. Gene Ontology annotation, biological process: double-strand break repair via break-induced replication; DNA replication; DNA strand elongation involved in DNA replication. The record is from RefSeq and is marked provisional. Bases 1 to 2127 code for a protein of 708 amino acids. NCBI's taxonomy places the organism in Eukaryota, Fungi, Microsporidia, Unikaryonidae. The transcript has a single exon. Gene Ontology annotation, cellular component: nucleus; MCM complex. Gene Ontology annotation, molecular function: ATP binding; single-stranded DNA helicase activity; single-stranded DNA binding.
AUGGAUUCUGAUGCACAAUCGUCUGCAUUUUCGUUCUACGAUGCCAGCCAGGACAUCCAGCUGAAUCUCACGCCUUCUCAGGGGGAUCUCAGCUCGACAUUUACGCCGAUAGUGGAAACAGAAAGAGUCAAGGUGAUAUGGGGGACCACGAUAAAUAUCCAGGAAACGGCAGAACGGUUCAAGGAAUUUGUCAGGAGAAACAGGGAUUACCACACCAUCCUUGAACAAAUGGAUCUUACCCAGGAGUUUGUAUUCGAUCUCCAUUGUGACGACCUUGACGCCGAUCUCAAGAGCCAGCUUGCAAUGUAUCCGCAGGAGGUGCUUCCGAUCUUCCAGGGCUCCUUGCAAGAAAUAUACAUGGAAAACUUCCCAAGCUUUGGCGGGCUGAUCAGAAUCAGGCCGUUUGGAAUAGGAAGGCCCCUAUCGAUAAGAAACAUAGAUCCAAACGACAUCGACAAAAUUGUGCAAAUAAGCGGGAUGGUGAUCAGAUCCUCUUCUGUGAUUCCAGAAAUUGUAAGGGCCUUCUUCCGAUGCUCUAGGUGUGGGCAUGAAUGCCUUGUGGAGAGUGUGAGGAACGUGAUCGAUGAGCCCAACAAGUGUGAGUGCGGAGGGAAGUAUACACAACAGUUGGUCCACAAUGCAAGCGAGUUUGAGGACAAGCAGGUGGUGAGGAUUCAGGAGCUGCCCGAGGGGAUUCCCAAUGGAACAACACCGAUGGCGAUGACAAUAGUGUGCAGGAACGAGUUCGUUGACGGCCUUGUUCCCGGAGACAGGGUUAAGCUGACGGGGGUUUUGAAGGCAACGCCUGUGCGGCUCAAUCCUGUUAUGAGGAAGAUUAAGAGCACGUUUAGGAUUUAUCUUGACCUCCUCAGCUACCAGGUAAUAAACAGAAAGAUCGAGAGUAGCGAUCCGAUUGACAAGAUUGACGAGCUGAGGAAAAGGCCUGAUGUAUAUGAAAUACUGGCAAAUUCUGUGGCACCUUCUGUAUGCGGGAUGGAGGACACAAAAAAGGCCUUGGUUCUUCAACUCUUUGGAGGAGUCCGCAAGGAGCUGGGAAGCUCGAGACUCAGAGGAGACAUAAACAUACUCCUGGCAGGAGACCCUGGAAUAUCAAAAUCGCAGCUACUGAGCUUCAUACACAGGACGUCUGAGAGGGGGAUGUACACCAGCGGAAGAGGGUCCAGUGCAGUUGGACUGACUGCAAGCGUAGCUAAAGACCCGGAUACAGGACAGUUUAUUCUAGAAUCCGGUGCUCUUGUGCUGUCUGACAAUGGGAUAUGCUGCAUUGACGAGUUCGACAAGAUGAGUGACAGUACAAGGAGCGUGCUUCACGAGGUGAUGGAGCAGCAGACUGUCUCUGUUGCGAAGGCCGGAAUCAUAACCACGCUGAAUGCAAGGUGUUCGAUUCUUGCAAGUUGCAACCCGAUUGAAAGCAAGUACAAUCCCCGGAAGAGUAUAGUAGAGAACAUUAAUCUCCCUCCAACUCUGCUGAGCAGAUUUGAUGUUGUCUGCCUGAUGAUCGAUAGGUGCGACGAGUUCUAUGACAGAACGAUAGGAGACCACAUAGUGUCCCUAUACUCCGAGGAGACGCAGAGGAAGGAAUACAUUGACGCAGACCUUCUCAAGGCAUAUGUGAGAGAGGCAAGAAGAAUAGUGCCGAGACUAACUCCCGAGAGUAUGAAGAUGCUGACGCAAUCAUAUGUGGAUCUUAGACAGAUGGAUAAUGGCAAGACCAUAACAGCAACAACAAGGCAGUUGGAGAGCUUAAUUCGGCUAAGUGAAGCACAUGCCAGAAUGAGGUUUUCGAAUGCUGUUGAGGCCAAGGAUGUCAGGGAAGCAGUUCGAAUAAUAAGGGAAAGCCUCCUUAUGUAUGCGAUCGAUCCAUCCACCGGAAAGGUUGAUAUGGACAUGAUAAUUACGGGUAGAAGUACAUUUAAAAACAGGAUGUUGGAAAACCUAAAGGAUGCAAUUCUCCUUAUGGUCAAAGGCAAGGCCGAGGUUUCUGAUGUGGUUAAAAACACUGGUGCAGAGGAAAAGAUGGUGCUGGAGGCCCUGGAAGAGCUUGUGCUUGAGGGCAAAAUGAUUGCUUCUGUACAGGGGUCCUGCUAUGAAAGAAUAAGCGAUUAG